Messenger RNA from Strongyloides ratti, 1761 nucleotides. Its product is annotated as FI21212p1. Bases 1 to 1761 code for a protein of 586 amino acids. The transcript is spliced from 3 exons. Gene Ontology annotation, cellular component: extracellular matrix. Gene Ontology annotation, biological process: proteolysis; extracellular matrix organization; collagen catabolic process. Lineage: Eukaryota; Metazoa; Nematoda; Chromadorea; Rhabditida; Strongyloididae. The record is from RefSeq and is a predicted model, not a curated record. Gene Ontology annotation, molecular function: metalloendopeptidase activity; zinc ion binding.
AUGUUAGCGCAACAAAGACAUAUAUUUUUUAUAUUUUUAUUUUGUCUUUUAUCUUAUGAUGUCAUUGGUUUUGAUCUAUUUGGAUUAUUGAGUGGAUCUGGUAGUAGUAGUAGUAGUAGUAAAAAUUCACACUCAAGCAGAAGAAAAGAUAUAAAACCUGUAUCUGAUGAUAAAGCAAGGGAAUAUUUACAAAGUUUUGGUUAUGUAGCACCAAGUCAUAUGGUUCAAGGAUCAAAUGGUGGUGAUUUUUCAGAUGUUAAAAGUGUCAUAAAAUCAGCUGUUAGGAAAUUUCAAGAAUUUGCUGGUUUAAAAGCAACUGGAGAAUUAGAUGAAGAUACUAAGAUUAAAAUGGCAGAACCAAGAUGUGGAAUGUUUGAUGUACAGGCAUUAGCUACAUCUCGUGAAGCAGUCUAUAAAUGGCACAAAAAUAAAUUAACAUAUACUCUUCUAGUUUCAACACCUGAUAUGGAUUCAGGUGAUGUUAAAAGAGUAUUACAGGAAGCAUUUAAUGCUUGGUCUGAAGUUACACCAUUAGAAUUUACAGAGGUAUCAUCUAGUGCAAAUCCAGAUAUUAAAGUUAAAUUUGCCCGAGGUGAUCAUGGUGAUAGUUAUCCAUUUACUGAUGGUAAUGGUGGUGUACUUGCUCAUGCUAUGUUUCCUGAAACAGGUUUACUUCAUUUUGAUGAAGAUGAAAAUUGGAUUUCUAUGAGUAAUGGAAAACAAAUACCACGUGGAAAAGUUGAUCUUCUUUCUGUUGCUAUUCAUGAAAUUGGACAUGCAUUAGGAUUAUCUCAUUCAAAAGUUGAAAGUUCAAUUAUGACACCAUUCUAUAAAGAACCUGUUGAUGGUAGUGGUGGAUAUGUCAAACCAAAAUUAGAUCGUUCUGAUAUUACAGAAAUUCAAGAUAUUUAUGGUAGAAGAACUACUCCAUUUAGAGGAUCAUCUGGAAGAACAGAUUCUGGUUCUUCAACUGACUCAUUUGGUAGUGGUUCUCGUACUACAACUAGAAAAUCAUCACUUUGGGAUAGAUUAUUUGGAGAUGAUGAUAAUAGUAAUCAACCUAGAACAACAACUCCAAGAUCAAGAACAACAACUGAUUCAUUUUUUGGUAGUAGUGGUAGUCGUUCUCAUGGUUCAUCAGAUGAUUCUGGUAGUUUUGGUAGUGGUCAAUGUCCAAGUUAUAUUGAUGGUUUUGCAGCCGUUACCAGAAGUAAAGGAUUUAUCAUUUCUGGUAGAACUGUUUAUGAGGUAGAUUCAAGUGGUAGAAAUGAUUAUAGUAAUGUUAGAAAAACAUAUUCAUAUACUUCAAUGUUUCCAAGUGGACCAACAAGUGUUGAUGCUGCUGUAACUAAUUCAAGAUCUGGUUUAACACUUUUAUUUUCAAGUAAUCGUGUUUAUGCAUAUGAAUAUAGUUCAUCAUCAAAUAAAUUUACCCCAUAUUCUGGAUUUCCUAAACGUAUGCCAUCUGAUGUCAUGUUUAUUCCUAGCGGUGCUUUAGUUUGGGAUGAUGGUCAUCAAUUAAUAUUAUCUCCAAAUGGACAAUUUGCUGUUUAUGAUGAAAAUUGGAAUCAAGCAACAAUGACAGGAAUGACUAGAAAUUAUUUUGGAGAUUUUCCCAAAGGUGUUAAAGGUGGUUUUGCUAACUCAAAAGCAUCAAGUGAAAUGGUAUUAUUUACUAGAAGUUCAAUUUAUAAAUAUAAUUCGAUGUCGAAACGUUACUCUGAAAAUAGUGUUCCAAUAGGAACAUAUUUUAAUUGUUAA